CCCGUGAGAGGAGAGUGCGCCCCAGGGAAAGCUGUCUUCUGCGAGUGCCUGGGCGCGAAGUUUCUGCUCCUCCGGGAGGGGACAGUGGCUUCCCCUCCCCACCCCCGCUCCAGGAGGAAAAGAGGAAGCCGGCCUUAAUGUGAUGGAAAGACUCUUGAACUUGGUGUCUAAAAGAUAAAAGUUUGAGUUUCACCUCUGUUAGUUUUACUUUGAUAUUGGCCAGAAUUCACCAUGACAACAGUAACAGUGGCCACAGAGCUUCCCUCGAGGGGUAACGUAGAAGAUAAUCCUGCCUCGUAUGAGUCCACGUCAGCUCACAUUAUUGAGGAAACCGAGUACGUGAAAACGAUUCGAACUACUCUGGAAAAGAUCCGAAAUCAAAUGUUUAAAGAUGAAGCUCCACAUAGCAGUAUAAAGCACAAACUGGAUGCAAAGUGCUGUCAAAACAUUCAAAAUGGCUCUGGCUCUGAAAUGGGCCCCUCGUGUUGCAGUCUGAGUCUGCUCAUGGAAAGAAUGAAAAGCAAAGACCUACAGCUCUUAGAAAUGAACAAAGAGAACGAAGUAUUGAAGAUCAAGUUGGAAGCCUCCAGAGAAGCAGGAGCAGCGGCUCUGAGAAACGUGGCCCAGAGGUUAUUUGAAAUCUACCAAACACAGUCGGAAGAAGUGAGAAAGCAGCAUGAGGACAGCCAGCACCUCCUCCAGGUUAACAAACUUGAAAAAGAACAGGAAUUGAAACAACAGGUUGAAAAUCUGAAUCAAGUUGCUGAGAAACUUGAGAAAAAGCAUAAUCAAAUCACGGCGUUGGAGAGCCUCGUCCAGAGGAUGGAAAAGGAGAAAAGGACACUGCUAGAAAGAAAACUGUCUUUGGAAAACAAGCUGCUGCAACUCAAAUCCAACACUACCCAUGCUAAAAGUGUCCAGGCUCUUCAGGGGGAGAUUUCCCUUCUCCAGGAGCAGAUCUCUCACCUGCAGUUCGUGAUCCACUCCCAACACCAGAACCUGCGCAGAGUCAUCCAGGAGAUGGAAAGCUUAAAAAAUAACUUAAAAGAACAAGAUAAAAGAAUUGAAAAUCUGAAAGAAAAAGUUAACAUACUUGAAGCCCAGAAUAAAGAACUAAAAACCAAGGUGGCACUUUGGUCUGAAACUCCUAGGACAAUGGUAUCUAAGGCCGUCGCUACAAGUGAAUUGAAGACUGAAGACUGUACCCCCUAUUUCAUGUUGGUUAGGUUACGGAAAUGAGCUGGCUGGCUGAAGAUCUGAAUGAGAAAGAUCACUACAUGGGUCUUAUUUAUUCUUUGAAACACAGUCUAAACUUGCAUGUUAAAAUGGCUCAAUGCCAAUAUUUAAUGGAAUUCAUUAUACAUCAGUAGCUUUGCAAGAAGAUGAUAUUCCACAAAAUCAAACAGAUAGAUAUUGGAGGGAAAGAACUCUUCCUUCAAAACUUACUUAAUGGGUAAAGAAACCAGGAGCUUUCCCACGAUGGAAGAUGAAUUCUGCUUUAAAGUUUAAAAAAAAAAAUCAAUCUUUUCUCCAGAUUUUUGCUGAAGGGAAUGAUUUAAGGUUGUCAAGUUUAACUUUUGAUAGUCAUUCUUAUUUAUGUAAGCAGAAGAAAGUGUGUAUAUGUGUGUGAAUAAAUGUUAUAUUUUCAAGUUGACUUUUGGAUAAUAAAAAAUAUCUUACCAUGAUAUAAGUUCAUCUUCUGACUCAUCGUUAGUGGGACAGUUAUUUGCUGCUGAAUCUAUGGGCAGGGGAAGACUCUUUUUAGCUAAUUCUCCAAACUGAGAAUCUUGGCUGCCUCACCUCACCUGAGGAAGCCAGGUUUCUUCAGUUGGGAUUGAAAAUUGGUUGCUAAAGGUAACCCACACAUAAGUACAAGGGAAUGUGCUUUGUGACUCUGCUUCUGUAGCUAAUUUUCUUUUCAAUAUUCAUUAUGUUAUUUAAGUAAAAUAUUGGGUGGGGCACUAGAACACAGUGCUGUUAGCUCAUACCUCCAUAAAGAUGUCUGUAUUAUGAGUUCAAAGGAACAGUGGCUGUUGGGCAGCCAGGAAGAAUCCACGUUCAUGAAUUAGAAUGGUGUCUAGUGCUUGCGUGAAGGCGUGCUUAACUGUGGAUGGUGCAUUCACUACGGCUGGAGUUUGUGAUCGAAACCUAACUCUAACUUGUAGACGUGCAACAUACUGACAUCAGGAAUAAUGGGAGACCUUAGUCACCCUAAAGGGUGAAUUACUUUAAGCCUUUUGAUCACCCUCUUUGGUGUAUAACUAUAAACCUUUUCUCAGGAAAGAUGCUUAAAGCCUUUCAGUGUGGAAUGUGAAAUAUCAGUAUUAUCUAGGAAAUAUUUAAAGGUAUGAACAUAUGAGGUGACAUAAUGUAUUCAUAAAUUCUUCAAAGUUCUGUAACCCUUGAAACGUCACAUCACUGUGCAGUCGGGGAACUCACCUUUCACUCCGAGAUCAUGUAGGUCCCUCUUCUCUCUCAGUCAUCGCACUGGGUUGAAAUAAAUAUGAGGUUUGUGAAUGAACGCAUCUAACUGAGCUAACCAUCUGGAUGGUUUCCGUUAGAAUGAUGUAUCCUAAAGUCAAAAAUGGAAGGACACUGUUGGGUUGGAUUUUGGUUUAACUCUCUUCAAUUUUGAAGAUGGAAGUGCAGUUGAACAUAAGACAGAUAGGAUCUGCUCAUGGGGUCUUGGGGUUCACUUUGGAAUCUCCUGAGUUCAGAAUGAACAUGUUCGGAAGCCUAAAAAGAUCUGAACUCUUCAAACACAAAAGGAUCUUUUUAGUAGUAGCAGCAGCAGCAUUUAUUUGUCACAUAUGGAUUAUUUUCUAUAUCCUUAUUAUUUCAGUUUUUAUCAUUUGAAAUUUUUUUUAAAUAAAUAUUUCUGAGUCACAGAACAAAUGAUUACAGUGGAAAAAUGUAUUGGUCUAAAAGUAGUACCACAUAGGAAAGACACUACUUCAGUUGGAGUCUAAACAAUUGUACUUAAAAUUAUACUAAUUAAUAUAUUGGGUAAGAAGGUCUGAGGUGGGCCUUGAAGUGAGUACAUGAAGGUGGAAAAUGAAAAGAAAUUUGGUUUUGCUUUGAUUACAUAUAAUGUUACAAUUUAUCAUUAAGAAAUAUUUAAACUAUUGAUAUAGUAUAUCUUUUGAAUAAUUGCU
Messenger RNA from Miniopterus natalensis, 3155 nucleotides. It is a transcript of the gene CCDC68, whose product is annotated as coiled-coil domain containing 68. The record is from RefSeq and is a predicted model, not a curated record. Gene Ontology annotation, biological process: intracellular signal transduction. Lineage: Eukaryota; Metazoa; Chordata; Mammalia; Chiroptera; Miniopteridae. Gene Ontology annotation, cellular component: intracellular anatomical structure.